Onychostoma macrolepis is the source of this 4125-nucleotide messenger RNA. It is a transcript of the gene lrrfip1b, whose product is annotated as leucine rich repeat (in FLII) interacting protein 1b. Gene Ontology annotation, molecular function: DNA-binding transcription factor activity, RNA polymerase II-specific; RNA polymerase II cis-regulatory region sequence-specific DNA binding. The record is from RefSeq and is a predicted model, not a curated record. Bases 532 to 2340 code for a protein of 602 amino acids. Lineage: Eukaryota; Metazoa; Chordata; Actinopteri; Cypriniformes; Cyprinidae. Gene Ontology annotation, biological process: regulation of transcription by RNA polymerase II. The transcript is spliced from 22 exons.
CAGACUGAAAUCAGACCGUGUGGCAUUGGGCUGCUGUGUAUUCUCAUCCUGGGCCAGCUCAUCAUCCGGGUUCGAUUUGCCCUAGAAACAAAUGCUGCUCUGGACCGAUGGCUUUAUUUUUCAUUCGUUUGCUUUGACGUACCGAACUAACGUAGGAAGGAAUAUUAAGGGAUGACCAGCUAUAUUCCCAGGAGUGCCUACGGUCUAUCGUGCUCGUGGCGAUUCAGCAAACUGUCAUCUUCCAUCCUAUCCGUGAUGUUUUGACAUAUCGAUGUGUCGUUUGAAUGUGCAACAGGCUCCCGCCAUAUAUUCAUGCGCUUUAUGGAGACGAUGGGGGAUCAAAGGGAGGAUGUGUCCUAGUGCGCUACAUAUUUUUGCUUGUGGUUACAAUAUAACCAGUUAUUAAUGUUGUUCACUUACGACUAUGACACUUUGAAUGGUGCUCUUUGACAUAUACACAACUGGACAGCACUUCAGUUUGGCGAGGUCAUUUUUUGUAGAGGUUUGUGUCAGAGUAUAAGAGAAUUUAAAAUGGCAUCGCAAGUAACGGGGAGGAAAAGAAUUCCCAACCGGGAGAAACUAUCGGCGGAGGAUGAUGCUCUCAGUCAAAUAGCUCGCGAGGCAGAGGCAAGACUGGCAGCUAAACGGGCAGCCCGGGCAGAAGCUCGAGAAAUCCGUAUGAAGGAAUUGGAAAGGCAACAGAAAGAGAUAUAUCAAGCGCAAAAGAAAUACUAUGGGCUGGACAGCAAAUGGGGCCAUAUUGAACAGUGGAUGGAGGACAGUGAGCGGUAUUCCCGCCACUCUCGGAGACAUACCUCGAUAUCAGAUGAUGAGGAGCGGAUGUCUGUUGGCAGUCGGGGCAGUUUGAGGGGCAACCACACAGAUCUCUGCAGCAGCACCAGCAGUCUGCCUUCAGCCAGACUACAAAAUGGACGGCCCUCUGCGCUUUUUAGUGAAACCCCCCGUUCAAGAAGUCACAGGGGGUCACUGCAUGAAGAGAGUUCAUACUCUGCCACUAGGCGUUUCAGUGGCUCCAGCGCUAGAGGCCCUUCAGACUACAAUGGCUUUUUGGGCUCCAGUUCCAGGGCUUCCUCUAGGGCGAGUUCAGCCCGUGCCAGUCCAGUGGUGGAGGAAAGGUCAGAUUUCCUGGAAAAGGGGUCCAGGACAGCCUCCACCCUCUCUGCUGCAACUCUAGCAUCCCUUGGUGGAGGUUUAUCACGAAGAGGAAGCUGCGAUACCUCGAUUUCAGCGGACACUGAGGCCUCCAUACGGGAAAUGAAGGACUCCCUGGUGGAGGUGGAGGAGAAAUACCGUAAGGCAAUGGUAUCCAAUGCUCAACUGGACAAUGAGAAGACAAACCUGAUGUAUCAGGUGGACACACUGAAAGACACUCUGAUGGAGCUGGAGGAACUUCUGUGUGAGAAACGCAGAGAGUGUGAGGAGAAUAGCAGAGACUUCGAGCGAGAGCGUCAAGCCCACAAUGUCUUGAAGUUCCAGUUUGAGGAGAUGAAGGAAACACUGAAGCAUAGUGAAGAGUUGCUGACGGAAGCCCAACAGUCUCAUGGAAAGCAGGCGGACUAUAUUAGAGAGAUCGCUGACCUGCAAGAAACAUUGGAAUGGAAAGAUAAAAAGAUCCGGGCCUUAGAGAGGCAGAAGGAAUAUUCAGACAUUAUCCAUGAUGAACGGGAGGUACUCAGGGACGAGGUUUGCCGGCUUAGGGAUGCUCUAAAGAAACAUGGCAUUAUGCUGGGAUCUGAGGUGACAGCCAAUGGAGAGUUAGCAGACGGGGCGAUUGAUGGGCAUGCUGAGGCGGAAACAGCCUCCCGAUUGAAUCAAGACUCUCACACGCCCACUAUGAGUGGAGACAGCAUGUUAGAGAUCAGAUUGAGGAAGCUGGUGGAAGAAAGAGAGAGUUUGCUCGACCAGGUGCGGAAGUAUAAAGCCAUUGCAGAGCAGAAACAAAAGAAUGGGACAGAAGAAACAGGAAGCACAGACGAGGAUGACCUACAGAAUGGUCUGGACCCUCAUAUUUUAGAUCUGCAGAGAGAUGCCAACAGGCAGAUCAGUGACCUGAAAUUCAAGCUGGUUAAGUCUGAACAAGAAGUCACAGCACUUGAACAAAAUAUCAUUCGGCUGGAGGGUCAGGUGAGCCGCUAUAAGACGUCUGCUGAGGCUGCAGAGAAAGUGGAAGAUGAGCUAAAAGUGGAGAAACGCAAGUUGCAGAGAGAGCUGAGGUCUUCACUUGACCGUAUCGAUGAGCUGGAAGCAAGCAACAGCCACCUUACGAAGAGACUAGAGAAGAUGAAGGCCAAUCGGAGUGCCCUUCUGGCACAGCAGUGACGCCCACCUGUGCCCACUCAUCACCCACUGGCACCAAUGAUCUGCCACCCAUAUUACACUGAAACUUCUAUCAAAAUCAUACCAAAUUAGCCCAAUCAUAAUUAUGCUAAUUCAGACUUAAAAAAGUAAAUAUGGCUGACAGGCAUGAACGUCAACCUUCAUUUGUUUGCUAGUGGGAUUCCAAGCGGAGGACAUAUCAAAAACUAAUUCUUACUGAGGCUCAUUAAAGUGACCUUUGGUUUGGAUUAGCAGAAUUCAGGCCCUCAAUGAGCUCUCAAAACAUUUUUGACUCGUUACGGAUCUCUGUGUCAACAGACCAACUCAGCACAGGCUGAGCACAGCUAUGGCAGCAUGUUGGUUUAGUAAUCCAGUGGUGAGGGACAUUGAUUUAUCUUAGCAGACCAUGCACUUUAUCCCUGCGUCAGUAUUCAAAUUUUGUUACAUGGAAACUGUAACAUAUCUGUACACAGAAUCGUUUUGCAAAAUUAGGUAACUGAAUUUGUGUAGUCCAGAGAUUAUAUGAUUGAAUGUAUGCUAUCCUCUCAUACAGAGACAGUUGUGUGUUUUCUUGGAAUUUUUGUGCAUAUGGGGAGUGAUGUUUAAACUUUCAACAACUUAACAACUUAUUGCUACAAUGUCCAUUUUGUUUCACGCCAAAUCUGUGUGUGUGAGCGUGUGUGUUUGCGCAUUGGUCCAUACCUAAACAAGGUGGACUAGUACUUCAUAAUGUUAGUAAUUUUUAUUUUCAUGCCAAUGUAGUGUCAACAUCCUGAAGAACUAGAUUAGGACUACAAAAAUGAUGCAAUAGCAGUUAUUAUAACUUUAUGGAGUAUAUUUGGGUAUAAACCAGGCUUUGAAGGAUUUGAAUCAUUGUCCUGUUACAAAUGUUCUCAGUGGCUGCACUUAGCUUCCUUUGUUGCUUUAUGAAAGCACUCAAUAUUUUUUUUCUCAUGUCCAGUGGGCCAAAUGAUGAAAAUACUUUUGUUUUAUUUAAUAUGCAGGUUUGAGACAAAGUACUUACUUUCUGUGUAUAAAAACCUACAGACGUCUCGGCCAUUGUAAUAUGGUUAGUAGAAUUAGACAGUAAGCACAGCUGAUCAUCAAUACUGUUUCAUGUCCAAUUUAAACUCAGAUCAUGGUGCAACUAUAUCAUCUGAGAGCUAAAUGGACAUUUGAGAUGUCACCAGCCUUUAAGGAAUCUGUAAUCUGAGUCUUGCUUUUGAAAACAUGCUGAGUCAACACAAUAAAUGGGAGUGCAGCUCUUUCUUUUUUAAAAGCUGGUCGUUGUAGCACUUUCACUAAUGGUCUGCUAUUUAACUCCAUUUAAGUGUAACAAUAAUCUCAAUGCAUUUGGGGUUUAUAGAAAUGAACAUGACCUUUUUUUUUUUUUUUUUUUUAAUAGAGAAAAAGAAAAAAGGAAUUGUUUUGCAAUAAUGCUUUUAAGUGUAAAUUGACCAUUGCAUUUACACAAAAAUGUUCAGAUGUACACCAUUAUGAAAACAGCUAUAAUAAUGAUCGUCAUGAUGCUGUGUAUCUGCUGGAUAAUCGGUUCUGGCUUUUUUUUGCUGAUUGUGAAUUUCACUUGUAUCCCUCCCCUGGGUUCUGCUACCAUUGGAGACAAUGCGCCACCUUGUUUACAUAGUCAGUGAACAUGAACAUGCUGUCUCUAAAGAACCGAUAUGCUGAACUUUUGAAAUAACAGACAUAAGACACACCAUUUACAUUGUUUAUCUGCAUUACAGCUCUUCUGUAUGACAUGACAUAGCAAGAAAUAAACUCAUGCAA